This is a messenger RNA of Lampris incognitus (smalleye Pacific opah), 2668 nucleotides long. RefSeq names its product saxiphilin (gene sxph). The record is from RefSeq and is a predicted model, not a curated record. Gene Ontology annotation, cellular component: plasma membrane; early endosome; recycling endosome. Gene Ontology annotation, biological process: iron ion transport. The transcript is spliced from 17 exons. NCBI's taxonomy places the organism in Eukaryota, Metazoa, Chordata, Actinopteri, Lampriformes, Lampridae. The coding region runs from base 105 to 2291 and encodes 728 amino acids.
AGCUUGUGUGCAGGGAUAUGAAGAGUUUCCCAGCUGGCAAGUAGGACCGUGUGUUGUGAUAAACUCGUAGUCACUUUAAGCUUGGGUCGACGAGAGUGAGCACGAUGCGAGCACUUCAGGCGGCUUCGAUUUUCUUCAUAUUUCUCUGUUGCAGCAGGGCUAAGAAAAUGCGCUGGUGCACGGUGUCGGAUCCAGAGCAGAGGAAGUGUGCCGAGCUGGCCAAAGCUCUGGUGACGGUGCUGCCUCCAGCUGCUGUAGCAGCGUUCGCCAGACUCUCCUGUGUACGCGCCUACAGCACCACAGACUGCAUCAGUAAGAUCAGGGCAAACCGUGCUGAUGUAGUGACACUGGAUGCGGGAGAAGUUUACUCUGCCGUCAAGCAGUUUGGCCUCAUUGCCAUCGCCAAAGAAAUCUACAGCGAUGGAGGAUGCAUUCUGUCGGUAGCAGUGGUGAGAAACGACACCCAGGACAUACGCUCCCUGCAGGGCCGCAGGAGUUGCCACAGCGGGGUCCGAUGGACGGCUGGAUGGAGUCUUCCUCUGGGCUUCUUACUGUCCCGCAACUACCUAACCUGGACAAAGGAGCAACCGCUGAGUCAAGAUGUCAGCACCUUUUUCAGCGCCAGCUGUGUCCCCGGUGCAGCCGGCAUGGCGGCUCCUCUGUGCGCCCUGUGCCAGGGCGAGAAAUCCUACAUUCGCCAAAAAAACUACCACUGUGAGACGUCCAACAACGAGCCCUUUUACAACAGCCAAGGGGCUUUAAGGUGUCUGAGGACUGGGGCAGGGGACGUAGCGUUUGUGGACCACUUGGCCCUUGAAAACAUCGAAGAGAGCGAGAGGGAGGAGUUCAGGUUACUGUGCACAGACGGCACACAUGCUCCCCUCAGCCAGUACAGAGGCUGCAACCUGGGACGAGGUCCAGGAGGAGCCGUGGUCGCCAGACUCAACUACCGCAAGAUCGCUCGCAAGUUUCUCAUGACCGUGCUGGUGUUGUUUGGCCAGAGGGGUAGAGAGAGGCAGCGUUUCCAACUCUUUAACUCGUCACCUUUUGGGGAAAGUGACCUUCUCUUCAAGGAUGUUACAGAGAAGUUAGCUAUUCUGCCAGACGACAAGGAUGUGAGUCAGGUGCUCGGGCUGGAUUAUGUCGCGCUUCUCAAAGGCCUCGGACACGAAGGUAGUUCGUUGGAGGACAGCGUGGUGCGCUGGUGCUGUAUUAGUGAUGCUGAGCAGAAGAAAUGUGAGCAGUGGGCCCUCAGUAUAAAGUCGGACCCACUGGUGUGUGUUAGGGGGGUCUCGAUGAGUGACUGUGUGGAAAAGAUCAAGAAAGAUGAGGCGGACGCCGUCUCGCUGGAUGCUACUCAUUCAUUCAUCGCUGGAAAAUGCGGUCUCGUCCCAGUCGUGACAGAAUAUUAUGGGAAGCAGUGUGUUCCUGCUGAGGGAACAACCCACUUCGAGACAAAUGUGUUGCCGCCAGUGGUGGGCGUGGCGCUUGUGAAGCGUUCCAGCAGGAGUGUGUUUAUUGGAAACCUCGGAGGCCGCCGCUCGUGUCAUGGUCACAUGUACAGCCCUGCAGGCUGGCUGCUACCCUACAAACACAAUCUAAGCCAAGAACAUAAUAACAGCUCCUCGUGUGAUCCAAAUCAAGUGUACAAUGAGAUAUUUUGGAAGGGCUGUCUUCCUGGCUCUCGGGGGAAUCUCUGCAAAGUGUGUAUGGGAGGCACCGGGGAGGCGACCGCCAAACGAUGCGCUGACAACCAUAAUGAACGCUUCUAUGGCAAUAUGGGGGCUUUAAGGUGCCUGGUUGGAGAUGUUAGUGGCAAAAGCUAUGGAGAUGUGGCCUUCCUUGAGCAGCACAGUUUAGAGAUCAACAUUCUCAGUUUGAGUCCCAGCGGGUGGGCCGAGGGGUGGCUGCCCUCAGACUUUGAGUUGUUGUGUCGGGAUGGUCAACGCGCUCCGCUGUCAGAAUGGGAGCGCUGCAACCUGGGAGUCAUCCCGCCCAAUAUUAUCAUGACACGGCCAGUGCUCACAGCCAGAGUGUAUGAUUUCCUCAUGAAGUCACAGGAAACCCUGGCAGCUAAUCCAGAUACAGAGUUCAAGCUGUAUGAAUCCAAACAAUAUGGAGAAAGUGAUCUGCUCUUCAAAGAUGCAACACAGUGUCUUGUCCACACCAGCCACAUGGACUAUCGUACCAUCCUUGGAGAAGAAUUUUACAGGCAUGCAGAAGCCAUCUUCAACUGCACUCACUCUGAUAUCUUGGAGUUUUGCAAUCAGGAUGUGUGCAGCAUAUUCUAAUGGAUAAACAAAAAGCAAGCCAGCAUCUAUUCAAGAUCACUAAACCCAGAUCCCUCCUGCCCUACUAUGCUGCUGAAACUUUGCUUUUCUUCAGAAAUGACUACUGCAACCCACCCCUCUCUGGUAUCGUGCAGCUACCCCGUAGAUUACAAUCAAAGCUAUACUGACUGCUGAUGCACGCCAAGACUUUGGACACUGCGAAUUUCACUGUCAAUUCAACUGCAUAUCUAUCUAAAGACAGUACUCCUGCCUAGAGAUGUUACACAACACUUUCUGCUUUGAUGAAUGAAUAUAUUUAAACAAAGCAUGAGGAUAUUAAAGGGUAAAGAAAGAACCUGUAUCCAAUGUCCAAUCUUACAAUAAAGGAAAGUAGUGUU